Molecule: messenger RNA, 655 nt
Organism: Zea mays
Lineage: Eukaryota; Viridiplantae; Streptophyta; Magnoliopsida; Poales; Poaceae
Exons: 1
Coding region: 72-413 (113 amino acids)
Source: RefSeq, marked provisional
CGCAGCUAGCGCGCAUCUCCGAUCUGCACUGCACCUUCGUCUCCGAACAACGUCGGUCGUACUCGUACACCAUGAAGGCAGUCGUCGCGGCGACGAUGCUUCUGCUGGUGCUGGUGGCCGCGGCGACGGUGGCGAGCGCAGACCACCGUGACGACGGCCACCACCACCAGCGCCACCGCGGCCAGAGCUGGCACCGCCACAGCGGCGGCGGCCGAGAUGGCCGCCGGUCGACUCCUCUGGCCGGGCUGACGCAGUGCGUGACAAGCUGCGGGUCCGGGGUCACCUCCUGCAUGCUGGACUGCUACCAGCCGCUGGUCGACCUGGACCCCGUGGAGCUGCCCGUCUGCCUCCUCAAGUGCACCAACGACGCCAUGGUCUGCGCCACCGGCUGCCCCGUCACCGGGAACGUCUAGCUAGCUUGCUAUAGCUAGCCCAUCAUUAUAUAUAUAUACUUACUCAUCUUAAUUAUUAACCCCGCCAUUUAUUUAUUUAACUAGCCACCGAACCAAUCCAACGUGUUAUAUAAUAAGGAUAUGCAUGAUGACUAAAGGAUGUUGUUGUAAUACGUAGUAUGUAAGUCGCGUGUCCACAUUGCUACUACACCAUGACACCACCACCAUCAUAAAUAUACUGUUAUUUACAGGCCUUGCCUACU